AUGUCCAGAAGCCCGGAUCCCGCGGUCCUGCCCCGCGGCUUGGGGUCCCGGAAGUCCGCCCCGCGGAGCCUCAGCUGCCUCUCUGACCUGGUGGGCGGCGCGACCCCGGAGCAGCGGCCUUGCCGGCCCCCCUGGAGCUCGGGGCGCGCGCGGCCGCCGCCACCCGCACAGGCAGGCUCAGGCUGCGACCCCAGCCUGCGCCCCAUCAUCGCGCGGCGGGCGCACUCGCUGCCCAGCUCCCCCGAGCGCCGCCAGAAGGCCGCGGGCGCCCCGGGCGCGGCGUGCCGGCCGGACUGCAGGCAGCACCGCGUGCGCUUCGCCGACGCCCUGGGCCUGGAGCUGACGCAGGUCAAGGUGUUCAACGCGGGCGACGACCCCUCGGUGCCGCUGCACGUGCUGUCGCGGCUCGACAUCAACUCGGACCUGUGCUGCAGCCGCCAGGACCUGGAGUUCACCCUGCAGUGUCUGGUGCCGGACUUCCCGCCGCCCAUCGAGGCGGCCGACUUCGGGGAGCGCCUGCGGCGGCAGCUCGUGUGCCUGGAGCGGAUCACCUGCUCGGACCUGGGCGUCAGCGGCUCGGUGCGCGUGUGCAACGUGGCCUUCGAGAAGCAGGUGGCGGUGCGCUACACCUUCUCCGACUGGCGCAGCGCGCACGAGGCCGCGGCCCGGUGGCGGGGCCCCGCGGGCUCGGAGGGCACCGAGGAUGUCUUCACCUUUGGCUUCCCGGUGCCGCCCUUCCUGCUGGCGCGGGGCUCCCGCGUGCACUUCGCCGUGCGCUACCGCGUGGCCGGCGCCGAGCACUGGGAUAACAACGAUGGCCGCGACUACAGCCUCACGUGCCGCAACCACGAGCUGCACAUGCCCCGGGGGGAGUGUGAGGAGAGCUGGAUCCACUUCAUCUGA
Pipistrellus nathusii (Nathusius's pipistrelle) is the source of this 903-nucleotide messenger RNA. The record is from the annotation of a GenBank genome assembly. Lineage: Eukaryota; Metazoa; Chordata; Mammalia; Chiroptera; Vespertilionidae.